GCAUUAGGACCUCGGUAUCCUGUAGUUCAAUGUGUCGUAGGCAAGGACUGGUCGUAGAAGUGACAAGCUAACCAUAUGAUGCUAGGCUAGUUAGCCUUGCCGUUUGGUAUUGGUGAGAGGCUGUAGUCCGUGUGUGUAGCUGAAGCCAGCUAGCCAAAAGACAUACAAGGAACAACGCUAGCAAGUCUGAUCAUUGCAUGUGUUUAUUUUCUUUGCAUAAGGACACAACCCAUGUUAUCUAGGUCGCUGUCUUGCUAACGUCAACACACUCGGGGCAGUCAACAAGCAAGUAAAAAAACAAAACGGAACAAAAAGAGAGCGGUAGCUAGUCACCUAGGUGAACAGACCACACACGGCAUUGAAGAUGAAUGGCUUAAUGAAGAACGAGGGAAUAGCGGGGACGGAGAGGUUCGCUAGCCCGGGGAAAGGCAGGGGACUACGGGCUGUGAAGCACUUCGCUGUCGGAGACCUCGUGUUUGCCUGUCCUGCCUAUUCCUACGUCCUGACGGUGAAUGAGAGAGGAGCGCACUGUGAAUACUGCUUCACCAGGAAGGAAGGCCUCUCCAAAUGUGGAAAGUGUAAACAAGCUUACUACUGUGAGAUCGACUGCCAGAAGGGAGACUGGCCGAUGCACAAGUUGGAGUGUACAGCCAUGUGUUCCUAUGGGGAGAACUGGUGUCCGUCAGAGACCGUCAGACUGGUGGCCAGGAUCAUCAUGAAACAGAAAGUCACAACGGAACGGACACAGUCAGAGAGGCUGUUACUCCUCAGCGAGUUUGAAGCCCACCUGGAUAAGUUGGACAGUGAGAAGAAUGAGAUGAACCAGACGGAUAUAGCUGCGCUGCAUCAUUUCUACUCUCGACACAUAGACUUCCCUGAUGACCAAACCCUCACUGUGCUCUUUGGACAGGUAAACUGUAAUGGUUUCACCAUAGAGGAUGAGGAGCUGUCUCACCUGGGCUCUGCUGUGUUCCCUGAUGUAGCGUUGAUGAACCAUAGUUGUAGUCCUAACGUCAUCGUCACCUAUAAGGGGACAGUAGCUGAGGUACGAGCCGUGCAGGACAUCCAGCCUGGAGACGAGAUCUUCAACAGUUACAUUGACCUGCUCUACCCGACAGACGACAGGAACGAGAGACUGAGGGAUUCAUACUUCUUUACCUGCGUGUGUAAUGAGUGUGCCACACGGUCUAAGGAUGGAGGUAAGAUGGCGCUUCAAAAGUUGAGCUCUCCUCCACAGCCAGAGGAGGUCAGAAAGAUGGUUCACUAUGCCAGGAAUGUUAUUGAAGAGUUCCGUAGAGCUAAGCACUACAAGACCCCUAGUGACCUGCUGGAGAUCUGUGAGUUGAGCCAGGAGAAGAUGAGCUCUAUAUUUGCAGACACUAACGUAUACGUGCUUCACAUGAUGUACCAGGCCAUGGGAGUCUGUCUGUACAUGCAGGACUGGGACGGAGCCAUGAGCUACGGAGAGAAGAUCAUUCAACCAUACAGUGUCCACUACCCAGCCUAUUCUCUGAACGUGGCCUCCAUGUACCUGAAACUGGGCCGUCUCUACCUGGGACUUGAGAGGAAGACCCAGGGAGUCAAGGCAUUAAAGAAGGCGAUCGCCAUCAUGGAAGUGGCUCAUGGGAAGGAUCACCACUACGUAACCGAGGUCAAACAAGAGGUGGAGGAGCUGAAAUGAGGAGGUGAAGAAGAAGAAGAGGAGGAAGGAGUGAGGGAGGAAGAGAGCACAAAGGGCUUCUCCAAAUCCUGGGGCAAACAAAAACGUCUUUUUUUUUUAUCUACAAAACUAAACAGCUGCACGGCAUGCAUCCUAUACCUCUCUUUUUAUGUGUAUCUCUCUCCAUCUCCCUCUCGGUCUCUGGUCAAAUCAGUUAUUUUUUGUUUGUCAUGCAGGCAGGCAGUUAACCAGUCGGUGAAAGAGACGAUGUGACCCCGGUAUUUCUGUUCGUCGGUUGUCUUAGACAGUACGUGUUGAGGGUGUUUUUAUGUACUGGCUAGCAGUAUUUGCCGUAACUGGCCAGGACAGUUGUCUUGUUUUUAGUUUUGUUAUUGGCCUGGACUAGCCUCGUAUCUGCCUAAACUGUUAUGAAAAGUGAACUCGUGAAUUUACAAAUGACGUUUGUAUUAAAGCGAUGACGGGUUUCUCUCCUCUCAUACAAGGUAGCAAAGUGAGAGAACGAUACCAAAAAAAAUAAAUCAUAAAUAAAUCAUUAAUUGUUAUGAAUAUGUCCGAACUUUAAAUCAUUUUGCGUUUGUCUUACAACACGAACUGUGUUGAACAACUUUUGUCCUUUUUGCCUGUUUUAUAAAAUCAGAAGUGUUGCAUGUUUUCUCUCACUCAUAUACUGUCUUUGUACCGACCUGUAAGGAAGCAGGGUUGUAGUCUUUGUACCGACCUGAAAGGAAGCAGGGUUGUAGUCUUUGUACCGACCUGAAAGGAAGCAGGGUUGUAGUCUUUGUACCGACCUGUAGAGAAGCAGGGUUGUAGUCUUUGUACCGACCUGUAGAGAAGCAGGGUUGUAGUCUUUGUACCGACCUGUAAGGAAGCAGGGUUGCCCUCAAAUUCGGUUUUAAUUCCGAAAGUAAAUCAAAUUCCAAAUGUUUCUCAUUGGCGAGAAUAUACAUUUCAACGUACUUCCUGAAUUGACUGGAGUUGAUAUGGGAAUUGGCCCCCAACCCUGAAGGGAAGUCAUUUUCCACAUCGUUCAUUCAAUGUCAUCACAUAGAUUUUGUUGUUGUUGAAACAACGUUGAUUAACCAGUUUCUGCCUAGUAAGAUGACUGUAAAACCCUCAAUAUUAACCUAAACCUUUAGGGGAAUGAAAACAUACCUGGCCCUGGAUCACAAUCUCUUUCCUGGGAACCCCAAGGGGUGCAUGUUUCUGCUGUUGCCCUAGCAUUACGGACUAUUUCAAAUAAUCAACACAAUAUCAAGCUCUGCUUAUUUGAAACAGCUGUGUAGUGCUCUGUAGCUCAGUUGGUAGAGCAUGACGCUUGUAAACACCAGGGUAGUGGGUUCGAUUCCCGGGACCACUCAUACGUAAAACGUAUGCAUGCGUGGGAUAAAAGCAUCUGCUGAAUGGUGUAUAUAUAUAUUAGGACCAAAAACCCCAAAACUUUGAGAUCCCCAGAACUGAGUUAAGAAAACGUCUGGCUUAGAGACGACUUCCACUUCACCUCACUUCCCCUCUGUACUGUGGUUGGUUUGAGUGUGUCGGACAUCAGACAUGGAAACCCAAAUAAAACAGAAAACAGAGAA
Oncorhynchus mykiss (rainbow trout) is the source of this 3261-nucleotide messenger RNA. RefSeq names its product SET and MYND domain containing 2a (gene smyd2a). Gene Ontology annotation, cellular component: nucleus. The record is from RefSeq and is a predicted model, not a curated record. NCBI's taxonomy places the organism in Eukaryota, Metazoa, Chordata, Actinopteri, Salmoniformes, Salmonidae. Gene Ontology annotation, molecular function: protein binding.